AUGCCUCCAGAUACUUGGACCCAGUUCCAAGUACCUGUAAAUGAAGGUAUCUGUGGGAAUGUUGGAGAAUAUGUGCUUUUUCUUAUUGCCAAUCAUGGCCGGUCCUUCAAGAUUCCACCUGGUUCUUACUUCCCUGAGAAGUUUCAUUUGAUGCCCCAAUCCAAGUUGGAUGUCCUCUUCUCUCACCGGGAGCUCACACUCUGUGCUCACCUCUUUCUUAACCCACAGCAGGCUGUUAUGACUAAGAAACAGUGUCAAGUAGAACCUUCUCAUUUUACAGAGAGCCCAGAUGGGCUGUCACCCAUCAGGUCUUGUUUACUUGUAUUGAUCACCCAGAGCCUCUAUACCGUCAAACAUGAGCUCUCAGAUUGGAGCCACAAUUACAGAAUGUAUUCUUAUGUAACUGAGGAGCUUCCCCAACUCAUAAAUGCCCAUUUUCCUGUGGACCCCUACAGGAUGUCUAUUUUUGGCCACUCCAUGGGAGGCCAUGAAACUCUGAUUUGUGCUUUGAAGAAUCCUGGAAAGUACAAAUCUGUGUCAGCAUUUGCUCCAAUUUGCAAUCCAGUGCUCUGUCUUUUGGACAAAAAAGCCUUUAGUGGAUAUUUGAGGACAGAUCAAAAUAAAUGGAAGGUAGUUGCUACCCAUUUUGUGAAGUCCUAUCCAGGUGCUCAGCUAGACAUAAUAAUUGAUCAAGGAAAAGAUAACCAGUUCCUUCCAGAUGGACAGUCAUUAUUUGGUAACUUCAUAGCUGCCUACACAGAAAAGAAAGUUAAUGUUUUUAGGUUACAAGAGGGUUAUGAUUAUAGCUAUGGCCUCACUGCCACUUUUAUUAUUGAUCACAUUAGACAUCAUGCAAAAUACCCAAAUGCAUGA
Messenger RNA from Zalophus californianus (California sea lion), 873 nucleotides. RefSeq names its product S-formylglutathione hydrolase-like. NCBI's taxonomy places the organism in Eukaryota, Metazoa, Chordata, Mammalia, Carnivora, Otariidae. Gene Ontology annotation, cellular component: cytosol. Gene Ontology annotation, biological process: formaldehyde catabolic process. Gene Ontology annotation, molecular function: S-formylglutathione hydrolase activity. The record is from RefSeq and is a predicted model, not a curated record.